Erigeron canadensis is the source of this 771-nucleotide messenger RNA. Its product is annotated as putative receptor-like protein kinase At5g39000. The transcript has 2 exons. The record is from RefSeq and is a predicted model, not a curated record. Gene Ontology annotation, cellular component: plasma membrane; plasmodesma. Bases 1 to 771 code for a protein of 256 amino acids. Gene Ontology annotation, biological process: protein autophosphorylation. Gene Ontology annotation, molecular function: calcium ion binding; transmembrane receptor protein tyrosine kinase activity; ATP binding. Lineage: Eukaryota; Viridiplantae; Streptophyta; Magnoliopsida; Asterales; Asteraceae.
AUGAUUGCAGAUCUUGGACUUUCCAGGAUAGGUCGUGCAAACGAAAAUGACUCUUACCUAAUUACUCUUGUUGGUGGAACACAUGGCUAUGGAGAUCCAGCAUAUGUGGAUACUGGAUUCCUGACCAAAGAAUCCGAUGUUUAUUCAUUUGGUGUGGUAAUGUUUGAAGUCUUAUGUGGGAGGUUGAGCAUUAUAAAUGCAGACAAAGAACAUCAAUUGCUUGCCCCAUUGGCCCAACACUACUUCGAAACAGGAAGGUUAAACGAGAUUAUUGAUCCCUAUUUGAAGAUGGAAGUGGACACUGAUUCCUUGGAGAAGUUUUCAGAGAUUGCAUAUCCAUGUUUGCAUGAUGAACGGGACCAACGACCCUCAAUGAGUUUGGUCGUUCAACAACUCGAGGAAUUGAUGGCAAGCAUUAAGGUUACAGAUGAAAGCGAGGAUGAGAUUGAUCGUUUGAAUGACAUGUUUAAGUCAAUAGAUACCAAUGACAAUGGUGCAAUAACAUUUGAUGACCUCAAUGACUCCCACGCCCAGGCCAGAGCACGGAAACAGGCACACCGCGCCAUGGUCCAUACAAAGUCAAGGGCGCACACUACAAGAAAUGACUUUUUGCGACGACAUGAUGAGAUGAACAAGAUGAUGGCUACAAUGAUGUCCCAUCAUAUGCAAGCCCAUGCUGCUUUUCACUUUAAAGGGUCAAGUAGCCGAGGUAUGCUUCCUGAGGAUGAUGAUGAAGACUACGAGGAAGAAGUUGACGAUGAUUCGGAUUGA